Molecule: messenger RNA, 1765 nt
Organism: Orussus abietinus
Lineage: Eukaryota; Metazoa; Arthropoda; Insecta; Hymenoptera; Orussidae
Exons: 5
Coding region: 1-1530 (509 amino acids)
Source: RefSeq, a predicted model, not a curated record
AUGCUCGAAGGGAAACGUCCAAGAUAUAAUCCUGAUAAACGAAAACCUACCAUCAUUCGGGAAAUGAUGAAAAGCAGGGAUAGAUGGUUUUCAGUGAUCUCUGGAAAUAACACUGCAGGCAGUGCGAGAGUAUAUCGGAGGGUGGAGACGCUGGUCCGAGCGGGAGUCCCAGCUUUCCUGCUAGCAGCACCCUUGAGAGCUUACACGCUCACUCAUUCGAAAAUGGAAAAUGGGAAUCUUCGCGCCCAUUACACGAAGACAACCAUAAGAGCUGGUGAGGUUCUUCGUCUCAUAGCGGUCUUCCAGGAUACCAGGAAGUACACGUCGAUGUCCUUCGGAUUGUCUGGCAGUUCCUCGGAGAGAGAUCAGUACGCGCAAUGUUUGGAUUGUCAUGGAAGAGAAGUCUUCGCCCCGUUGACAGCCAGGGGCGAGUUUUAUGCGAUCUGCCAUAAUGGAUGCGGAGAUACCGGAAGUGACGCGGUCCUUUACAGGGUCCACCAUCUUGCCAAAAGGCCGCUACCUCUCAGAGUGAAAUUAAUAGCGGGACCGCUUCCGGUGCCUUUACCUAGAGAGUACGGAGGCCUUAUGCAGCUGGAGACUUCAACGCGUGGGCCAAUAGUGUUGGGCUGUAUCGUCCCGGAAAGACCGGUCCACAAUCCGGAAAUGCUGGAACUCGUGGUCUCCGGAAAUGGUGCUCCCAGGGUCAGAAGAGCCCGACUUGGAUAUCCCUCGGAGGCGAGAUUGCUGGCCUCGCCGAAGAUGCAACGAUUAUUGUCCGCGUGCAGUCGAGCAGUCGGGGACCGUGCGACCGAGCCAAGAGUAGCACCUUUGAAGAUGCAGCCCAGCACCGAGGAGCUGAAAGAGAUGCAUCUGAAGAAGAUUAAACCGAGACACGAAACGAAACCUAUUCUGCAGAGUCUUAGGGACGGCUUGGAGCAUCUGAAGAAGACUACUUCCAGAGAGAGAAGUCAAACGAGACAGAACUCAGGGAGCGGUUUCCUGGACAAGAUCUCAAAAUUCACUCAGGCUGGCCGAAGUCGCAAUCCAGCAAAGAAGUCCGCCUCCUUCACCUUCGCAGUCAGGCCGGAAAUCGCGAUGAAAUCGCGCGAAAGAUAUUCCAGCUUAGAACCAGAAUCCACGUCGCAGACUAGUCAUGCCAACUCGUCAAAACCGCCGGUUCAAAGAUCGGUCUCUACUAGCGUUCUCGAAGUUCCUGCAAACGUCGAACUUCAGCCCAAUUAUUCAAGAGUCAGGGACAGUCUGACGCCUUUACCACCUUCUCCAAAAUUCACGCCGGCGAAGACCGAGGGCAUUUACGCGGAGAUCUGCGAGAACGCCGUAGGACAAAGUGUUCAGAAGUGUCCCGGUAGUCACGUCAUGACUAGGAUUAAGAUCAUCGUAAGACACGGGGAUUCUUAUACGCAAGGAAAUAUGAUUAACGAGGAGAGGUACGACUCCGUUAUAUCCAGUCAUCAGAUCGACUCGAUCAUCACUACGGAGGACGAAGUCAUUUAUAAUACGAUAUUUUGAGCCAUAUUGGUGCACGCUCCUUUCUCCAUUUUCGGAGCUCCUCCGCGUUAACCAACAACGUUAACCACGUCCUCCGGAAUUCGAUAUAGUUCUAUAAUUCGCCAUUUUUUUAUUGUAAUGGCGUAUUGUAUUAAGAGAGUGCCGCAAUAGGAGUCUUGCAAAUUGCACCGGACAGUUUUCGCUCGAAACAUUCUAUCGAUGUUCAGGUAGACCUUUAUGUCAUUUUUUCGACAAU